CUUCGUAGCUUGUCAGUAGGUCAUCGUCUAGCUUCUGCUGGAGCGUCAAAGGCCCAAACUGUGCCAGACCCGACCCAACAUUCUCCCCCUCGUCCGCACCGCACCACCCAACAUCGCACCGCCGGCACGCCUUCAGCUCGCACAAAGAUCCAGUUCUAUUCUCGUGCUUGUGCGCGCGCGUGCAACCCACGAGCCACCGAACCACCGGUACUCGCGGCUGAAAGAGCUGACCUUACCACGAAAGGACGUUUCACUUCGCUGUCCCGAUCGAAUCGCCGAGGAGCAUGCGGUGGUGGCAGUAGUCCAGUUGGAGAAAGAAAAACACCCGCUGCCCUACAGAACUAGCCGAGGACAACAACAGCGUCAACACCAAUUUUUCCAGAGAACUGCCCCGCGAGAAACAAACGCCAUCGCGAGAAAACAUAUUUUCCCGUAUCGAUAUCGAUAGCAGACAACUUCGCCCAGCAUGGCGCCGGGCGUCGUCCACAACAUCGCCUCGCGAUUCCACCGAAGCAGUUCGCAUAGCGCGAACGGAAGCGCAGAUGCAGCCGAGCAUGAGAACGAGAAGCAAAGACUGUCGGAGUGGGAGGCCGACAAGCGACCAUUGGAGCCGGAUGAGAUUGUCGUAGAUCCGCAGCACAAACCAGUGGGGCACUCGAGCAAGCACCUGCGCCGCGACGAUUUUGAUCUCGUCAAAACGCUGGGCACUGGCACAUUCGCGCGCGUCUGGCUCGUGCGUCUGGCGAAUCGAAAAGAGGAGACCAAGAACAAAGUGUUUGCGUUGAAGAUUCUUCGAAAAGCAGAUGUCAUCCGGCUGAAGCAGGUUGAGCAUGUUCGAAACGAACGAAAUGUUCUGGCCGCCGUGGCUGGCCACCCUUUUAUCACGACCAUGGUCGCGAGUUUUCAAGACCCGGAGUCAUUAUACAUGGUGUUAGACUACUGCCCAGGCGGAGAAGUAUUUUCCUACCUACGACGAGCACGAAGAUUCAACGAACCUACAUCACAAUUCUAUGCCGCAGAAAUUGUCCUGAUACUGGAAUUCCUGCACGAGCGCGAAGGCGUCGCGUAUCGAGACCUUAAGCCGGAGAACAUACUAAUCGACGCUGAAGGACAUCUAAAGCUCGUGGAUUUUGGUUUCGCGAAAAAGAUUGAGAAUCGCGAGACUUAUACGCUAUGUGGCACGCCCGAGUACCUUGCCCCCGAGGUGAUUCGAAACACGGGCCACGGCACAGCAGUGGACUGGUGGGCAUUUGGAAUUCUGAUCUACGAGUUUCUAGUUGGACAACCUCCAUUCUGGGACCAGAAUCCUAUGAAGAUUUAUGAACAGAUUGUUGAAGGCAAAGUGCGAUAUCCGAGUGCCAUGUCGAAAGACGCAAGAGAUAUUAUUGGAGGACUGUGUACAGUGGAUGUGACGAAACGAUUGGGCAACAUGGCAGGUCGAGCGACAACGGUAAAGCAACAUCCGUGGUUUUCAAGCAUCAACUGGGAUGAUUUGUACCACCGGCGGAUGAAAGGCCCCAUUAUACCACAUCUGAAAAGCCCAGAUGACACGCGCAACUUUGACGAAUAUGAUCCAGAGCCUGAAAAGAAGGAACCGUAUACAAAGGAAAUGUAUGAAAAGUACGACAAGAUGUUUGCAGAUUUCUAGAGCGCGAAGUCUUCAGACGCAGGUGUGAUGCCAGGAAGAUGACUUUCGGUACUGCAUUGUAAUUAUGAAUCGGCAUUGGAGACGAGGCGAGCAAGCAUGGUGUUUGGCGUACUGGACAAGCCUAUGUGUGCGAUAUGUGACGGGACGAUGGGCAUGAGAUCGGCAUUAUUGUUGUUACGACAGUGGCAUACUCGAUAAACAAAAUGAAGGACCUGGUAGAUGGACACGAGCUCCGACAUCACGAAGCGAGGUACUCCGCUACAUACGAGAACGACCAGAUAUGACUUCUGGUCUGCAGAACGAAUGGGACUGCACAACAACAAGAAACAGCUCAUACUGCACGACUCUUUCUCGUUCCUUCA
Cercospora beticola is the source of this 2010-nucleotide messenger RNA. Its product is annotated as cAMP-dependent protein kinase. Gene Ontology annotation, biological process: signal transduction; peptidyl-serine phosphorylation. Lineage: Eukaryota; Fungi; Ascomycota; Dothideomycetes; Mycosphaerellales; Mycosphaerellaceae. Gene Ontology annotation, molecular function: ATP binding; cAMP-dependent protein kinase activity. Gene Ontology annotation, cellular component: cytosol; cAMP-dependent protein kinase complex. The record is from RefSeq and is a predicted model, not a curated record.